GACAGUGAUAGUAAAACUGAAAUAAUUCCAGAAAAAUAGGCGAUGCUCGAAGAAGGUUUUCGUUGGUUGUGUAAAUUUACCCAGCAAAAGCUCAAUAUUCUCUGUCGCAUUCUAUUGCAAACCCAUCUCUUUCGUUGGCUGAUCGAUACCUAUUUGAGACUAACGAAAAGCGAUAAAGUUGAGGGUAGGAAGAAAUUAGAAAUCGAUCAGGAAAUCAAACAAAGUGCAAAUGUGAACGCGGAAGUUAAUGUAAAAAGUGCGAAAAGCGAGAUUUCUAAAAGUCAAACAAACAUGGGGAUAGCACAUCCAAAGCCUACUCAUUAUUAUCCCCCUCCGCAAGUUGUAAAGCCUCCGCAAGCUGUAAAGCCCCCGCAAGCUGUGAAGCCCCCGCAGGUAUGUUAGUUAAAACAUAUAAAACAU
Messenger RNA from Teleopsis dalmanni, 420 nucleotides. RefSeq lists its product as uncharacterized. The transcript has 2 exons. Lineage: Eukaryota; Metazoa; Arthropoda; Insecta; Diptera; Diopsidae. The record is from RefSeq and is a predicted model, not a curated record. The coding region runs from base 43 to 402 and encodes 119 amino acids.